Molecule: messenger RNA, 1764 nt
Organism: Talaromyces rugulosus
Lineage: Eukaryota; Fungi; Ascomycota; Eurotiomycetes; Eurotiales; Trichocomaceae
Exons: 4
Coding region: 1-1764 (587 amino acids)
Molecular function (GO): catalytic activity
Source: RefSeq, a predicted model, not a curated record
AUGGCAGAAGUCAUCGCAGAUAUGAAAGAACAAAGCCCGCCCGCGGCACACCCAGACGACUUGGAAGCUGUCAACGAGAAGAAGACGGUGCAACGGUGGUCGGAAACAGUCAGCACUAACUAUGCCGACCUGAUCUUCAUCAUCUGUUCGUUGACGACGGGGCUCUGCGAUGGAGUCAUCUACGCUUCGUUUGGCUGCUUUAUCAGUAUGCAGACCGGAAACACCAUCUUCCUGGGACUGGGCGCCGCCGGCAUUCCGGAUAACAAGCCGUACGGAUGGCUCAAGUCACUCACCUCCAUCUCGGGCUUCUUCGUCGGGUCCUUUGUCUUUGCUAAAAUCAUGCGCUACUUUGGAAACCGCAAACGAGGCACGUUGACCAUCUCAUUUGGCGUACAGGCAGUCAUGGUUCUGGUCGCCGCGGCCAUCCUCCAAAGCGACGCCAUUCCGCACUCGCUGCACGACCAGCCGUCCAGUGGUCCCCUGUUCCUCGAACUGAUCCCUCUGGCCAUCCUGGCCUUCCAGUUUGGCGGCCAGAUCGCGGCCAGUCGCGGAAUGGGCUUCAACGAGCUGCCGACGGUCGUGUUGACCUCGGUCUACUUCGACAUUGCCUCCGACCCGGGCCUGACAGAUUCAGUGACCAAGAACGUGAAGCGCAACCGUCGAAUAGGCUCGGUGGCGGCGAUUGCCAUCGGCGCUAUUAUCGCAGGCUGGCUGUGUCGCAGCGACGCCGAGAUGCAGAGCGCGCUGUGGAUUUCGGGCUUUAUCAAGAAACAACAUUUGAAAAUGGCACACAUCGCAUUCCCCAAGUGGGCCAAAACAAUAACUGCCUCCACCGGGCGCACAUACAGCUACGUCCAUAUCCAACCCGGCAAGACAACGCAGCCCACGCUGCUCUUCCUGCAUGGCUUCCCAUCAUCCAGCUAUGACUGGCGCCACCAGAUCGAAUAUUUCUCUGAUCGUGACCAAGGCCGAGAAUACGGUAUCCUGGCCCCGGACCUGCUCGGUUACGGCGGCACCGACAAACCAAGCUCUCCCUCUGAAUACCGCGCAAAGACCAUGUGCCUCGAACUGGUCGAGAUUAUGGACCGCGAGGGCGUGGAGCGCGUGCAUGGUGUCGGUCACGACAUGGGCUCCACUGUUUUGUCGCGUCUAGCAGAUUAUUUCCCACAGAGGCUUGCGAGUUGCACAUUUCUGUCAGUGCCCUAUACGCGUCCUGGCGACCCGUUUGAUUUGCAGGUUGUGAAUGCCAUGACUAGGCAGUUUCUCGGAUUUGAGAGGUUUGGAUAUAUUGAGUUUUUUGUUAGAAAAGAGUCUGGAAGGGUUGUUGACGAGCAUAUUGAUUCGUUCUUUUCGCUAUUCUACAAUUCAGAGCUCUGGAAAGAGAACCUUGCUCCCAUUGGAGCAAUCGAGAAUUGGCUCAAGGCAGACAAGAGGGCCCCUCUUCCACCGUUCAUCACUGAAGAGGAAAAAGCAACGCACUGCAAGAUCCUGCACGGCCACUACAACCACUUAGUAAACUGGUACCGUGCGUUGGUAGACAAUAUCAACAUCGACGACGAAGUGCAAGCCAAACUAGACGCAAAGCUCGAUAUGCCCGUGUUGGUCAUUACCGAACAGCCCGGCGAACUCAGCAUUCCGGGGUCUGAGCAGAUGAAGCUGGUUGCAGAGAAUAUUACGUUUGAGCAGGUCACGACAGGGGGGCAUUGGGUGCAGUUGGAAGCAAGGGAUGAGGUGAAUGCGAUGUUGGAGAAGUUUUUUAAUUGA